ACCGUCAAAGCUCAAAGCUGUGCCUGCCGUCGUGGGCUUUCGCCAGAUGAUUUUGAAGUGCCGCUGUACGGGCCAUGGCGCUCCUCACAAUAUGUGCGAUGUGGACCCAAAGACAGCGAUGUUUCACGCAACAGCGAUUGGACGAUCUACGCACCUCAUCUUUAAAGUUUGUGCUCGAAUGGCCGACGACUUUCACAAGAAGCCCGAUGCAAAAUUCCUUUAUGAUGCCGUCAUAUUCGGCUGUGCCAAUGCUCUUCGCUGCAUCGAGAAGGUGGGAGAAGAAAUGCCGAAGUAUGCAAAGUGUAUCAUGGAACUGUACUUAUCCAACUGGACGAGAAUGGCAGAAUUGGAUGACUAUGACAAAAAAUUGUUUGUCAAAGCUGGGCUCUGCUUCCAUGAUGUAAUACCAAACCUGGAAGUGAUUGGUCACAUGGCACAGUACUUUAAAAAAAUCAUUGGUUAAACCAGAGCAACGAUCCUUCUUGUG
Messenger RNA from Ornithodoros turicata, 487 nucleotides. RefSeq lists its product as uncharacterized. NCBI's taxonomy places the organism in Eukaryota, Metazoa, Arthropoda, Arachnida, Ixodida, Argasidae. The record is from RefSeq and is a predicted model, not a curated record. The coding region runs from base 47 to 463 and encodes 138 amino acids. The transcript is spliced from 7 exons.